Messenger RNA from Dinoponera quadriceps, 655 nucleotides. Its product is annotated as piggyBac transposable element-derived protein 4-like. NCBI's taxonomy places the organism in Eukaryota, Metazoa, Arthropoda, Insecta, Hymenoptera, Formicidae. The transcript has a single exon. The record is from RefSeq and is a predicted model, not a curated record. The annotation marks the transcript as partial.
AUGGCAUUGCACAAUGAACAAUUUUCGAACGAGGACUCUGAUAUGCCACUGUCACAAGUUAUAGCAAAACGCCGUAGGAUCACACGCAUAAGUUCUGAUGAUUUUUCAACAGAAAGCUCAAGCGACAUAAUACCUUUUCAUCGUCUACCUGUACGUCGCAAUAUAAUUUUAUCAAGCAGUGAAGACGAAGAAGAUCAAUCGAAUCUUAUCAACAAUUAUACAAAUCCUUCUUCCACGGACUGGUCUAAUCCUACUGGAAACCAACCACAGCUUACGCCUUUCGUAGGUGGACAUGGUUUUAAAAUAUUAAAUCGAAAUUAUGAAAAUGUAGGAGACAUUUAUUCCUUGCUACUGGAUGAUAGAAUCCUUGAAAUUAUAGUGGAAGAAACCAAUCGAUAUGCGGAAAAGAUGUUGCUUGAGAAAACGUCAUCGCGGUUAGACAAAUGGAAACCGACAGAUAAAACCGAAAUGAAACGAUUUUUUGGGCUCAUCAUGUGGAUGGGCAUAGUAAAACUUCCCGAAGUCCAUUUAUAUUGGUCCACAAAUGCAGCUUACGCUCAAAGUCUUCCUGCGGCGGUGCUAUCAAGGAAUCGUUUUGAGCUUUUGUUGCAAAUGUUACAUUUCUGUGAUAACGAAAAUGAGAAUCAUGACGACC